Molecule: messenger RNA, 261 nt
Organism: Entrophospora sp. SA101
Lineage: Eukaryota; Fungi; Glomeromycota; Glomeromycetes; Entrophosporales; Entrophosporaceae
Source: the annotation of a GenBank genome assembly
AUGUCUUCAUAUCAAUUAUAUAUGGGAAAAAGAACGAUAAAAGAUCUUGAUAGUUGUUACGAACCUAGGACUCAUCCAGAGAUAAUCACAACUGGGCCACCAAUUCAAGAUAUCACGGAACCGAGUGCAAGAUAUGAUUCUCUGCUUAAUGAAGAAACUAAAACUUUUGAUAAACUACAAGAAUUAGAAAAAUGUAUGUUUGAUAGUGGUAUUAUUGAUGAAAUAGAAUGUGAGUUAUAUAAUUUGUAUAAAUUAUUUUGA